This is a messenger RNA of Aspergillus saccharolyticus JOP 1030-1, 1519 nucleotides long. RefSeq lists its product as uncharacterized. The transcript is spliced from 3 exons. The record is from RefSeq and is a predicted model, not a curated record. Lineage: Eukaryota; Fungi; Ascomycota; Eurotiomycetes; Eurotiales; Aspergillaceae. The coding region runs from base 418 to 1146 and encodes 242 amino acids.
AUGUCUUCAAAAUGCUCUGCAGUGGAGUCGUCAUUCGCAGAGGGCAUAUAAUUAGAGAGGCGUGUUUCGUGCCCUGGGUUGCCCUAAGGCCGGCUGUUAUUGCUUUCGCAUCCGUUCUAUAGUGGUUGCGCCAUGGCCUGGUCUCAUUUAUAAGAACCUUUCGAUAUCUGCCAGAAUCAAUACUGUUCCAUGCAAUAUCACUCAUCAAAUCAACUAUUUCCCCCUGGUAACCUUUGAAUGUCAAACUUUUGUCUCAGCUUGUCCUUAUUUGUAUCGCUGCAGUGGCCGAUCCAAAGCGUACCGAAACAACAGCUCUGAUAAAAGCAAUCAAGGUUUGGUGUGCGCACAGCAGCUUGACAAGCGGCUUGGAUCCUAUUGGCCGCCACAGGGAACUAUAAGCCCUAAAGCUCUCUUGCAAUGAGGUGCGAGAAUGUUAAGACGGCAAUUCCGAAGAAGAUUGAGAUAGUGUCGCUUGGAAUCAUCUAUUCUGCUGCCUGCAUAGCCUGCGUUCUACUGCUCCUUCAGCGUAUCCGCCGUCGACGGCUCAGGUACGCACAACUGGCGAGGCAAAUGGAUCCGCUGUCAUCUUCGCUAGAGAAGGGAGGUGGCGAAGGGCCGGCCAGUCCAGGGAGACAAGGCUACCGCGUAGCCUACCAGGACCUGACAGAUCCAAUUGGCCCCAACAUCAGCUCUUCUUUCCCUUCAGCUUGCGACGUCCUCCAGCCCCUGUCGCACUUUUCGGAGUUGCCAUCGAGUGGUCAUUUGGCGGCCAUCUUGACUCGAGAGCGGAGCUCCUGGACACGGCCCCCGUACCCACUGGAGGAGCCCGCUCUCUCCGUCUCCGGAGAUGCCGACAUGAAAGUCACCGCCAUCUCCUCUACCUGUCAAGAUGGUGAUUUCGGUAGCUCGAUUUCGGAGCGGGUGAAUGGUGGCAGCAUAGAUUCGAGUGCUCCACCCCGGACGGGUUUGUCCCCGGUUGGGUGGCGCACCACAAGCCACAGCCAGGAACCGCCCGCGCCCAAGGUUGCGGAGUCGAGCAGCGGGCCUCACACGGCGCGGAAAUCCGGUCACGCAGUCCAGUAUAUGCGCGAAGAAGAUGAGGAGGGAGUGCGGAGCUGGAAGCGAGUAGUGGUGGAGUACAGUUAAUGGCUUACAUGUGGUUCAAUUCUGUUGUCUGAAAUUGAGGGAGCGUUCGCUUUUCUUUGGUCUGUUCAGUACUUCGGUUCCUGUCUACCUUGUUAUUGACAUCAUCCUCAUCGGGGAUGAUUCUCAGGCGCAUGCCAGGAAGAAAGUCUCAAAAUGGGUGGCCAUUUGUCUUCCUUACUUUGUCCAAGGAAUCUCGUUCGCUAUGUGGUAGAUUAUGAAUAAUGACUGAAUGAUAAUCGUCAAAAUCGGCUAUCCAGAAGAGAGGGGCAGCAUUCAUGUCGUGUCUGCUCAAGAUGAUCCGACAUCAUUGUUAUUGGUUGUUCCUGCAGGUGAAGCCCAGCCGCCUUACACUACGAUCGAUAGCGUUCAUAAG